Messenger RNA from Conger conger (European conger), 641 nucleotides. It is a transcript of the gene ciroz, whose product is annotated as chromosome 10 C1orf127 homolog. The record is from RefSeq and is a predicted model, not a curated record. Bases 34 to 417 code for a protein of 127 amino acids. Lineage: Eukaryota; Metazoa; Chordata; Actinopteri; Anguilliformes; Congridae. The transcript has 4 exons.
AGUUGCUUUGGAAGCAGAACCAGAAGCGUUGUCAUGAAAUGCCCAAUGGUGAUUGCGCCACCUAGUGGUGAAUAUAUUUACUGUGACCCCCAACUUCAUAGAGCUCCAGUGGUCCUGUCUCUGAGAGGCAAAUUGAUGGUAGUCCUGGAGGAAGCCCGUCUGGUCGAUCUCAGUGCUGAAAUGAAUGGCCCUCACGUCACAGUACAAGGCAGGAGAAAUGUUAUGACCCUAGAGACGGUGCAGGGAAAAUCAGAGCAAUUCUUGCCCGUCAAGCUGGUCAGUGGAAACUGCGCAUACAGCAUGGACGCCAGCUGCCCCAGAGAGGAAGGGGUGCGGCCCACCCUGACCAGUCCCGGUGACCUCAGAUCCUCCAAAAUCCUUGGCUGUCACGGGAGGUGGACGAUACAUUCCCCAUGAACCCAUCCAACAUGGACCGAAGGGAAAACGGCACCCCAGAAGAACAGAACUCCAUGUCUCUCAACAGCUCCACAUGGGGUCCCCUCUUAGAGAUGCACAGCCACACUGGGGAGGACAGCUACCCGCAGAUAAUAAAGAGCUCUGUGUCACCUCCCACCCUCCAAAGCGGGACGUUAAAACCGGUGUUCUCCUCUGACUGAAACAGAGCAGGAGGUUAAACCUGC